Messenger RNA from Schizosaccharomyces octosporus yFS286, 771 nucleotides. RefSeq lists its product as uncharacterized. The record is from RefSeq and is a predicted model, not a curated record. The coding region runs from base 1 to 771 and encodes 256 amino acids. The transcript has 5 exons. Lineage: Eukaryota; Fungi; Ascomycota; Schizosaccharomycetes; Schizosaccharomycetales; Schizosaccharomycetaceae.
AUGAAGAAUAAAUACACUCCUGUUUCAGACUCUGACGAGUCUUUCAAAACACUCAUUGAUGAAAAGGCAGACAUCCAUUCUUCAGAUGGUACGCCUCCUCCUUAUUCAGCUCCGAACAAAUUUAUUGAUUUAGAAAUGGCUGAUGGAUCUGCUCAGCAUUCUGCCCAAGAGUCCACUAACAUUACUGGGUCGGAUUCGACAUAUUCGAAGUGGAUUAUUAUCAUAUAUCUCUUAUUUUUUGCGUCUCUUGGGUACAUUGGGGCUUAUGGUAUUCUUCUCGUAAUGUUCUUUUAUUUCAAGGUUCCUGUGAGGGCGCAAGACCUUUGGGGACUUUUUGGCGGAUUUAUUGGAGCGAUAUCAUUAUUUCUCUAUUUGGCGCAUAUGCUCUACCCGGGGUGGUACAAGCAAGCUGGUAGAGUGCUGUCCAACAUGUGUGCCGCAGCAUUAUAUGUGUGUUUUCUCAAUGUCCCCGGUUUCUCCAUGUAUUAUACUGCAAAGAAGAUAAUGCAAUUUGAAAAGAUAAAUAAUCGUUUUUCUACGUUGUUUGUUUUGUUGAUUUUGUCUUUGAAUCCAAUUGCCCGUGAACGACUUAGAUUAUUAGUCAUUGAUAUAGGUAACGGCGCAAUUGGCAUAGGAAACGGCGCAAAUGCCAUAGGAAACGGCAUAGGAAUUUCUGUGAAUCGUGUUUUUGGAAGAAAUCAAGGAGAUGAAGUACCUCAGAACGAAGAAAUCGAACUUCAACCUCUUGCUGAGCAAAGUGGUGAAGUUUGA